AUGGAUUUUCAGACGAUUCAAGCGAUGCCAUGGGAAUAUGUUAUAUCCUCUCAAUCUCUUAAUAGCUACCAAUUAACUCAAGAGAAUCAAGUUCGUUGGUCUCAGUCUCCAGAUUCUCACAUUUUCUCUGUUGAUCUCCCUGGUUUGAGGAAAGAAGAAAUCAAAGUGGAGAUCGAAGAUUCGAUAUACUUAAUCAUAAGAACAGAGGCGACGGAGAGAUCGCCGGACCCGCCGGUGAUGAGUUUUAAGAAGAAGUUCCGGUUGCCGGAAUCGAUAGAUAUAACCGGAAUAUCAGCUGGUUACGAAGACGGUGUGUUGACAGUGGUUGUACCAAAGAUGAUUGUUAUAAGGAGAAGUUUCUUCAUUGAACCUUCUGAUGUUCCUGAAAGUCUUCAAGUUCUUGCAAGAGCUGCUUAA
This is a messenger RNA of Microthlaspi erraticum, 417 nucleotides long. The record is from the annotation of a GenBank genome assembly. Lineage: Eukaryota; Viridiplantae; Streptophyta; Magnoliopsida; Brassicales; Brassicaceae.